GCUUCUUGUAUAAUUUCUUCUUUAUCCUUAAAUAGAAUUAAACUAUCAGUUACAUGAGGAAAACCCGGCCCUCUUAGCUUGGCGGGUUUUAUCAUACUUAACUAUGUCCUCUAAGGAACUUUUAGGAGAUAUUAUGGUUACUUUGCUGAAGAAAACCCGACUAUCUAUUAGGUCAAAGGCCGAAAAGUCGGGCCCGUCCACCCCGCAUGACGAUCAGCAAGUUGCUACGACCAAGACCCAUAAGGACGCCGAUAAAUCCACAAGCCUGGAGUUAGGAUCUGAUACUAUCCCACUAUCGUGCCCACCCUCAUACGGGGCUGCUGUUACUAAGAAUGAAGAAUUCGCAUCCCCUGAAUGGGUUGAUACCCAGGAGUCCCUUGAAGGGCCACCGAAUCCCCGAAUAGAAGUCACUGAGACUCAGAUACUCGAUAUAGCAACAUCUUGUUUUCCCCCUAUCCCGCACGAUGCAGAGUUACCACCACUACCAAAGCCAGUCUUAAUCCCUCGUGUUGAUCCAGGGCUUCACAUCCCAUUCGCGCGUGCAUGGGCGCCAGAAUUGGCGAACCACGCCGUCACCCCGGAAGAUUUAUUAACAUUUAUCGACAAUCUUAAUAUCCUCAUCAGGCCUCAUAUAGCCGGCCGCGCGGCUCUGGUCGCAGCCCUCGCUGUCGAGUUCAUUCCUUACGACGGAACUGAUGGAAUUGCCGCUGCGUUGGCACUGGCAGCGAGUAUUGGGAUGGCCAUCGUAAAUCAUAGGCGCUGCAAGAAAUAUUUCAACAUUAUGAACGAGGAAUACUUCCAUCCCCGUAAAUUGCACGCCAAGAUCAUCAGUCCUAAGCGGAUAAUGAAGAUGUUUAACCUCGAUAAGAAGGAGACCUUAUUGGCCCCCCUUACCGAAGAAACCCUCGAUUUAAGCAAUCAGGAAAGAUGCAUUAAAUACAUGUCUAAAUGGGCGUGUGAACUGUCAUUCGCCGACCUCCCUCCUCCAAACGGGCAGACGACCGUACUUGCCAAAAUGGCUGCGUGGGAAGUCAAGCACAAGAUUGCGAAAGCUGAGAAGCAGAACAUAAGGAGUAGAAAGCGGGCUUGGAAGAGACAUAUGAAGGGUAAGAAGCUCAAGGACCCCUGGCUAGAACGUGGUAGGGCUAAAUCUCUCGAUUGGAUUUUGAUUCAAAAUUUGGAAGAGUGGGAAGCCGCGCAGGCUGAGAAGGAGGCCAAAAGGGAGAAAAAGCAGAGCCCUCGGUAACAUACCAGUCGUUUAGGUCGACUAUUCAGCUUGCUGCUUACGAUGUCCAUGUUAUGUUAUAUAUACCCUUUGUUAUUUCGCCACAGCUAUUCAAAG
Molecule: messenger RNA, 1342 nt
Organism: Daldinia vernicosa
Lineage: Eukaryota; Fungi; Ascomycota; Sordariomycetes; Xylariales; Hypoxylaceae
Exons: 1
Coding region: 104-1246 (380 amino acids)
Source: RefSeq, a predicted model, not a curated record